CGAGUAUUUGGGAACAAACACAAUAAGCAGCAUACAAAAAUGAAUGCAACACUUUCUGGUCAGUUCUUUUAUCCAUAACUAACUUCUCGGGUACAGUGAAUGAAGGUCAAAGAAGCCUGAUGCGCAAAUAAUAACAAGCUUAAUGUUACGGGUCAUGAGAUACGGGUCAGGGUCUACAUGACAUGGUUGACUCAGUUGACCGCCUGCCCUCAGAAGAAGUGCUUGGUACGUCCCACAAAAUUUGCAUCUUUGAAUUGAUACUUGUGCGAUAAAGAAUUACGAUAAGUCGAUUGUUAUUUAUUACAGCAAGAAAAUUGCCACCUACCACUAAUUAUCGACGAAAUCUGGUAUACUUCCCUUUUUAUUUAGAAGCUUGAUUUGAACAACGACGGUAAUGGUUGCUUUUCUGAUAAGUUAACAGGGAGUGUUUUAUGGAGUUUGAGCUUGGUUUGAAGACUGAAACUAAAGCUUAGCACUAAGGCUGGUCCAAGGCAGAUGACCCGCAUGAUUUUGACCUCAUUGACCUCGUUGGGUUCAUAAAUCGGUGAGCUAGUUUUUUUGUUGGAAUGAACAGGCGACAAUACAGCGUUUAUUACUCACCCUAGCCUAAUGAAAAUCAGGGGUUUGUUAUGUCUUGUAAAAAAAAAAGAUCGAAGAUUGUCAAUUUAUUGUCAUAGAGGAGACUUAAAAAAUGUGGCUCUUCAAACGGCUUAGCUUGACUGAGCAGUUUCUGUUAGGUCGGAAGCAGAGACCAUGACCUGGUGCGUUGGUGAUAUUGUCCGCUUAAGAGACGAGCUGUUAAACUUCAGUAAUUGUAGACAAUUGACAAGGAUUAAAGACUGGUUCAAAGAAGUUUUUCUGACAUCUUUUCAUUCGUUUGAUUUUUCUCGUCUUAACCACCUGCUGAUUUAUGAGCCAUAACUGUAAAACCACCCGUAUCAUCACAAAAAGACACUGAAAGCACGCAUGCGCUUCAAGGUAAGCCGCUGACAAAAACAAUUAAUCUAAACAUUCAACAGCCGCUGUAAACCAAUCCUUGCUGGCUGAUACUAUAACACUAAGUUAUACGGUCUAGGAUGCCUUGCUUGCUUAGAAAAUUGAAGAAUAAUGUGUAAAUAUGAUUCCUCGUCAUAUGGCGGCUUAUGGACGCUGGCUUCAUGUGUCUUUCUUGUGCCUUGUUGGAUUCGCUGCGCUCUCACUUAUAUUUCUUAUCAAACAAGAUUUUCUGCAUCCUUUGUUACAAGGCUGGAGAUACGGGGGAGAUUUCAACCCUGAUAUAAAUUCGACAAGUAAUAAUUACACAGCAGAACCUAAGCCAUGUAAGCUUAACGCAAUGGCCAACGUCUUGCUGAUCAUCGCCUUCAUGGAUACGUCUUACCACAAGAUAUCCGUAUUAGAAAAACUGUACAGAGAACACUUUCCUAACAUUGUGUACUGCGGACCACAGAAAGCACGAACGUUAGAAGGGCUUGAAAUCUUAGUUGCGCAUGUGCAACAUGGUAUCACCGCUUACAACUGCAUCACUGGCGCAAUGGAUCUACAUCCGCAUCACAAGGGAUAUUUGUUUAUAAAAAGUUCGGUCUUUGUGAACUACUGGCGUCUUGCUGAGCUUGAUUUGAACGUAUUAUGGCGCGAGUCGAUGCUAAGCGGUCAGACCAUGUUUGAGCAAUCACGUGACCCAUGGAUCUGGUGGUACACGCCAUGGGGGCUUAAAGCUUGCGAGAAAGUAUUUAAGCGUAUGAUAGCAAUAAAUGCAGAAGGGAAAGCACGCAGAACUAAACAAAAGGACGCCUUGAAACAAAACGUUGACUUGGAUGUACAAAACUCACUCAAUGCCCUUUUAUGGAAUGGGCGAGGAAGUUAUAAAUGUUACUAUGGUAACAGCAAUGUGAUCUACAUACCAGGGAAGCUUGUGCCGGGUGUUCAGGCUCUUCUUGGUUUGUUUGAGGAGUUUCAAGUUUACGUGGAUAUAACCUUAGCUACCGUGAUACAGAUGCUGGAGUUGGACCAUAAGGUUGUGCAGUUACAAGGUGUUGAUUUGGGAGCAAUGUAUGGAGAAGAAAGGGCAUCUAGAGAUCGCAGCUUAUUCUGGAGCCAUCUAAACUCCUCUGUGGUCUACACAAAACCCCUGGGGGUACCAGCGACAGCUAGAGGCCAAUCACUGGCUGGCAGUCUCUUGGAGCGCAUGCGUAAUAAAGAAAAUUGUACAGACAAUAGACAGAGUAGAACUGACCUCUUACGUUAUUUUAUGAAAAAUCAGUAAGUGUAACAUAAACUAAAAAAGAAUAAUUAAAAAUGUUUUUUUUAAUAAGAAUAUAAAAGUCUGCUCGGUGUCCCUUAUACUGUUUGGAAAACAAUAAUAUGCAUUAAGCAUUGAGUUACUAACAUUUAAAUAGACGAAAGCUCAUGUUUACAAGUAUUUGAAUAUACCUAAUUUUUUCGAGCAAUAAUACUUUUAUUAUGAAAAAAAAAAUCUGGUGAUUUCUUCGGAGAAUGGGUAACCAACCUAUAUAGCAAGCUCCGGCGCUAAGGAUUUUUAGGUCAGCGGUUAACAUUGCCUCGUCUGUUGGUCUGAUGAUCGGAUCAUGUAUUUCCAAUAACGUACCUGUCACACAUUAACCGGUAUCUGUGAAUGUGCUGCUUCUAAGCAAGGAAUCAUAUGAUACAUUCACUCUCCUCUCAACAAAAUAGCUAUCGCGCUACUAUUACGCCAA
This is a messenger RNA of Nematostella vectensis (starlet sea anemone), 2714 nucleotides long. RefSeq names its product alpha-1,3-mannosyl-glycoprotein 4-beta-N-acetylglucosaminyltransferase C. Gene Ontology annotation, biological process: protein N-linked glycosylation. Lineage: Eukaryota; Metazoa; Cnidaria; Anthozoa; Actiniaria; Edwardsiidae. The record is from RefSeq and is a predicted model, not a curated record. The transcript is spliced from 3 exons. The coding region runs from base 1118 to 2263 and encodes 381 amino acids. Gene Ontology annotation, molecular function: acetylglucosaminyltransferase activity.